Molecule: messenger RNA, 4281 nt
Organism: Maniola jurtina (meadow brown)
Lineage: Eukaryota; Metazoa; Arthropoda; Insecta; Lepidoptera; Nymphalidae
Product: toll-like receptor 7
Exons: 1
Coding region: 207-3962 (1251 amino acids)
Biological process (GO): signal transduction
Molecular function (GO): protein binding
Source: RefSeq, a predicted model, not a curated record
GCACGGCAGUCGCUCGCCUGCCGCCGCGGGGGAAUCGCGGGCGCCGCGCCAUGUGCUCGUGUGUCACUCGGACUGUUUACUACGCUCACAGGCAUUGUUAUCGUCCCGUGCCCGCAUUCUAAUUGCGCCCCGAACUUUAAUAUGAUCGCACGCGACCCGGCGACCUCACUUUCAUUCAUCGAAACAAGUUGACGAGUGAAAAUGAAAUGGACACAGUGCAACUUAAAAUGAUAAUUGCCGUGAUACUCUUUUGUUUAGUGUUGGGCGCGGCGCUUACGGAAGCGCCUGAUGCCCCAGAUGCCUGUUUCCGUGUGCCCGGUGAGAACAGUGUGGAGUGCAACGUACGGACGCUGUCGUCGGACCGGGAUGUGGUCGGUUCGAUGCACUCGGACGGCGCGGAGAGGCUCGCGGUCCGGUGCGCCGAGCACCACCAGGAGAGCACGAUCAAGGAUCAUUACUUCGGGAAAAUGCAAGGCUUGACGGAGGUCACGUUGACCGACUGCAAAAUUCUUCGACUGCCCGGUAACGUGUUCGAGGGACUGCGAGGUCUCAAGACGCUGAGGUUACGCACCAUGAACUAUCAGUGGGGCCACAACAAGGAAUUAGAACUUUCCUUGGGAGCCUUCAACGGUUUACGAGAACUUCACAUCCUAGAUUUGGCGUACAACAAUAUUAGAAAAAUACCUUCGGACCUUUUUUGUGCCCUGGAGAAUAUAAUCUCCCUAAACUUAACGCGUAACAAAAUCAAAUUUGUCGAUGAACUAGGCUUCGGUCAUAAAUGUGGAUCCACGCUGCAGACUAUCGAUUUGAGUUACAACGACAUCAUGUCCUUGCCAGCUGACUCUGAAAUAUUACACUUGCGGAGACUAACGCAACUAUUUCUGCAGAACAACAAAAUAACGGAGCUGCCGGGCGAAGUUUUCAGUGACUUACUGUCGUUAAAAGUUGUUAACCUAUCGGAGAAUGCUAUAAAUUACUUGCCAGAAAGUUUAUUUCAGAACACUAGAGAAAUCCGUGAAAUAUACUUGAGCUACAAUGAGUUGGAAAUGCUGCCUAAGAAAUUAUUUAAUAGACUGGAACAAUUAGUGGUGUUAGAUCUUUCGGCGAAUAAAUUGAAAGGCAGCCACAUAGAAGAUGAAACGUUCGGAGGUUUAAUAAGAUUAAUUGUGCUCGACCUGUCACACAACGCUCUCACCGGGGUCGGCCGAAACAUGUUUAAGGAUUUAUUUAUUUUACAAAUUCUUAAUCUAAGCAAUAACUCUAUCGCGCUUAUCGAAGAUAAUGCGUUUUUACCUUUGUACAACUUACAUACUCUACACUUAGGACUGAACAAACUUCGUGUUAUCGAAGAUCACGUAUUUAACGGACUUUUUAUUUUAAACAAGUUAAACUUGAACAACAACAUUUUAUCGUACAUCGCAGAAGACGCUUUCAGAAAUUGUUCCGAUUUAAAAGAGUUAGAUUUAAGUUCUAAUAAAUUGACGAAAGUUCCCGAGGCUAUUUUGCAAUUACCGUUCUUGAAGUCUUUAGAUUUGGGAGAGAAUUUAUUAACAGAAAUUUCAAACAAUUCGUUCCAAAACUUAUCACAGCUAACUGGGUUGCGUUUAAUUGACAAUCAAAUUGGAAACCUUACAGCGGGAAUGUUUUGGGGCUUACCUAGCCUACAAGUACUCAAUUUGGCAAAAAAUAAAAUACAGUCGAUCGAGACCGAAACCUUUCAAAAGAACGCGCAAUUGGAAGCCGUUCGAUUGGAUGGCAACUUCAUUUCUGAUAUAAACGGAGUAUUCGUGUCAUUGACAAAGUUGUUAUGGCUGAAUCUAUCCGAAAACCACCUUGUAUGGUUUGAUUACGCCUUCAUACCAUCGGGCUUGAAAUGGCUCGAUAUUCACGCAAAUUUUAUAGAAGUGUUGGGCAAUUACUAUAAGAUUCAAAAAGAUUUACAUGUCAAGACUUUAGACGCGAGUCAUAAUCGUAUCGUUACAUUAUCUGCGUUAUCAAUACCUAACAGUGUAGAGCUUUUGUUCAUAAAUAAUAACUUUAUAACUAGUAUCGAGGAAGAUACAUUUUUCGAAAAGAGCAAUUUGACCCGAGUCGAUAUGUAUGCCAAUGAAAUCGAAAGUUUGGAUAUAAAUAGCUUGCGUAUAUCGAGUGUUGAUGACAGAGCUUUGCCAGAAUUUUAUAUCAGUGGCAAUCCCUUUCGGUGCGAUUGUACGAUGAAAUGGCUCUUGCUGAUCAAUUCUAUUACUUCCCGACAAUAUCCGCGCGUGAUGGAUUUAGAAAACGUUAUAUGCAAAGAGUCCUAUGUACGAGGUGCUAAAUUUCUCCCAGUAAGUUCUCUCCACACAAAAGAUUUCCUCUGUAAAUAUGAUAUUCACUGCCCAGAAGACUGCCAUUGUUGCGACUUCACUUUUUGUAAUUGCAAAACUGUCUGUCCUCAUAACUGUUCAUGUUACCACGACUCGACAAAGACCACAAAUGUUGUCGAUUGUUCUGUAAAACAAUUGAAUUUGGUGCCUCGGGACUUUCCUAUUGGCGCAACUCACAUUUAUCUAGAUGGUAAUUUUUAUAACGAACUCAACGAAACUGUUUUCGAUUCAAUGCGUAAAUCCUUGGUUUUAUAUUUGAACUCCAGCAACAUUAGAAAUAUUCAAAAUGAUACUUUUAGAGGUCUUGGCGAAUUACGAAUAUUGCAUUUGGAUAAUAACAAAAUAAAACGUUUGCAUGGACUCGAGUUUUCCAAGCUGAGCAAUCUAAAAGAGUUGUAUCUUCAAAACAACGUUAUUGAAUACAUUUCGAACGCCAGUUUUUCCUCUCUGGGCGUUCUCGAGAUUUUACGGUUGGACGGAAACAGGCUCGUAAAUUAUGGCCUCUGGCAUUUAGACAAUAACAAAAAAUUACAAACUCUGUUUUUAAGUAAUAACUACUGGUCUUGUAACUGUAAAUAUUUACAAGGAUUCCUAAUGUACAUAUCACAGAAUGUCGAAAAAGUAAUAGAUAUACAGAAUUUGUGGUGCUUAAAUGAGAACGUGAGCCCGGCGAAGAAGCCAUUGAAUUUAAAUGUGACAGUCUGUAGCGAAAUAAGCGAUACCUCAGUGAUAAGCGCGUUCUUCGUCUCCAACAACAUCCCGCUACUUGCCUCCGCACUCACUGGGUUCAUGCUUAUUUUAUUAAUAUUAGCUUUAGUGUUCACAUUUAGAUACGCCUGCAGAAUGUGGUUAUACUCAAAUUGUGGCAUUAAGCUCUCUCCCUUAGCGGGCGCCUUUAACGACGCUGAUAAGCUUUACGACGCUUACAUUUGCUACAGCCCCAAAGAUGAGGAAUUCGUUAUAGAGUCUUUAGCGAGGGAGCUGGAAAACGGCUACCCAUCCUACCACCUUUGCCUCCACUAUAGGGACGUGCCACAGUUCGAAGCGACCUAUGCACAGUUUCCCGACUUAGUAGUCGAGGCGACCGAGGCAUCGAGACGUAUCAUAGUAGUGCUAUCUAAGAACUUUAUUUUAACGGAAUGGUCGCACAUAGAGUUUCGACAAGCCCUCCAGCGGGCCCUUCGUAAAAACCCUCAUAAAUUAAUAAUAGUCGCCGUAGGGCUCGUACCACGCGACCCAGAAUUAAAAUCAUAUUUCAAAACCGGUUUGGAGAUAACGUGGAAAGAGAAACGUUUCUGGGAAAGAUUACGAUACGCGAUGCCGUCUUCUAAGCGACGCGGCCACAAGUUGAAGAGGCUUAAUUAUGGAAGGAAUUCCAACACCUACACAAUGGAUGCGUCUGUGCUAAACAGUACGUGCCAGACGCUGUGUGGCAAAUCCGCUAACUCAGCGGAGCGUUCGCCUUGCGAUAGGCCGUUGUCUGAGCACAUCUACUCGACUAUAGACUCGGAUUAUUCAUCGAACGAUUUCCACGGCCGCCACAAUCAGCCCCACUCCGUUGUCUUACAGCACACAGUGCAAACGUACCUGGUGUAAAGAAACGUAGUAAUUAUUCAGAUCGAUCUCAUUUGUAACGGUAGGCAUUGCUGAUAUUUCGCUUUGUUGUGAACGUAAGAUAUCGUCCGACGUUGUAUAUAGACCUACUAGUGUUUGUAUAGUGUAACUUUUGUACAAUAACGAUACCAAAUUACGCAUUUCAGUGCGAUGUGCUUCUAACGUAUUUAUUGCCUUUGUGUUUGAAAGAAAAUUUUAUAAGUAUUAAUUCGAAAGACUGUAAAUUAUUAUUGUGUAGUUUUAAUCUAAUUACGGCUGAUGUUUGUAUAGUCCUGUAAUUAAAGAAGUUUAUGACUGAGAA